Sarcophilus harrisii (Tasmanian devil) is the source of this 1843-nucleotide messenger RNA. It is a transcript of the gene A4GALT, whose product is annotated as alpha 1,4-galactosyltransferase (P blood group). Gene Ontology annotation, biological process: protein O-linked glycosylation. The record is from RefSeq and is a predicted model, not a curated record. The transcript has 2 exons. The coding region runs from base 275 to 1342 and encodes 355 amino acids. Gene Ontology annotation, molecular function: acetylglucosaminyltransferase activity. Lineage: Eukaryota; Metazoa; Chordata; Mammalia; Dasyuromorphia; Dasyuridae.
GCGGGGAGGGCGCGGGGCUGGGCGGGGCGCCCUGCUGAGCUCGGGGCUGCAGCUACAAGUUGGCCGGAGCUGGAGCAUCGGAGCCGGGGCUGUGGCCGCGCGUGGCCGGAGGCAGUAGGCUGAGGACGCAGCGGUCGCGGGGCACGGACCGGGGGAGGAGAGUGGAGCCCAGCCGGGGGCAGGCCCGGGAGCCCCCUCCCUUCCGGUCCUCGGAGCCCCAGUCCGGAGGAGAUCCCCCGUUCUUCUCAGAAGUCCUUCUCUAUGGUUGGAGACCAUGUUCAAGCAGCCCAUGUGUGUGUUGAAGUUCCUCCGAGGGUCCACCAACCAGAGAGCGUGCACGCUGUUAGCCAUUAUUUUCAAGCUCAUGUUUCUCGUCUCUAUCAUGAUCUACUGGAUGGCAGAAUCGAAAUACAAGGGCCAGCUACGCAGCUUGCCUCUCGAGGUUAAGUGCCCCCUCGUCCUUUCUUCAGCGCCUUCUCCGAUCCUGGGUGAGCCCCCUGCCCCACCGGGGGACAUCUUCUUUGUGGAAACUUCCGAUCGGACCAACCCCAACUUCCUUUUCAUGUGUUCGGUGGAGUCGGCCUCCAGGACUCACCCUGGUACCAGGAUUGUCGUCCUCAUGAAGGGCCUGCUUGGCAGGAACUCUUCCCUCCCCAAGCACUUGGGCAUCUCUCUGCUGAGCUGCUUCUCCAAUGUGGAAUUCCAGCCACUGGACCUGGCCAACCUUUUUGAGGGCACCCCUUUAGCCAGCUGGUAUGCCUCUCUCAACCAAAGAUGGCAUCCGUACCUGGUCCCCACCGUUUCAGAUGCUGCCAGAAUAGCCAUCAUGUGGAAGUUUGGGGGGAUUUAUUUGGAUACGGACUUCAUCGUGCUGAAAAAUCUGAAGAACUUCACCAACGUCCUGGGCAUCCAGUCCAAGUACGUGCUCAAUGGGGCCUUCCUGGCCUUUGAGCCCAAACACGAGUUCAUCUACCUCUGCAUGCAGGACUUUGUGGAUCAUUAUAACGGGUGGAUCUGGGGCCACCAGGGCCCCCAGCUCUUGACCCGCGUCUUCAAAAAGUGGUGCGGGAGUCAGAGCCUUCAGGAUCGCCGGAGCUGCAGAGGGGUCCAUGCCCUGCCCCAGGAAGCCUUCUACCCCAUCACGUGGCAAAACUGGAAGAGGUAUUUCGAAGACAUCAGCUCACAGGAAUUCCACACGCUGCUGAAUAAGACCUAUGCGGUCCAUGUAUGGAACAAGAAGAGCCAGAGCGUCAGCUUUGAGGUCACUUCUAAGGUACUGCUGGCCCGUCUCUAUUCCCGCUAUUGCCCUAUGACCUCAGAGGUCAUGAAGAUGUACCUCUGAAGAGCUGAAGUGGACUCCUGACAACCUGCCCCCUGAGAAAGCUUUGGCUCAACACUCUGCGCCCUCUUUAUGGAAAGGAGCACCUGAGAUGAAAGGGCCAUUCCAGCUAGAGAACAUGGGAUCUUCCACAGAUAGGGGGUUCUGAUUGGGCUGGAGGUGGGAAGUGAUGGACCAUCCUCCUCCCUCUGUCCCGAAUGGUAGCCAUCUGCCAAUAGGGACUGUGAGUAUCCAAAAGAACAGAAUGGAGGAAAAGGCUGUUGGCUUGGAAGAAAGGGAGAUGUGUGUCACCAGAAAUCAGGGAAUUGGGGCAGCUAGACUGGCCCUGAAGUCAGGGGGACCUGAGUUCAUUUGCAGCCUCAGACAUAUAAUACUUUCUAGCUGUGUGACCUUGGACAAGUCACUUAACCCCAAUUGCUUUACCAAAAAUAAAAUAGGUCAGAGAAUGGAAGCUGGUUCAGAGAAUUCAGGGUGAAGAAGGCAAAAAAAAAAAAAAAAAAAAAA